GGUCCGCCCUGGCGCCCCCUCCCCCGCAGAGGGGCAGCCUCCCCGCACACGGGUCUCAUCCCAGGGGUGCCACCCGCCCACCAGACCCCGCUCCAGUCGGGCCAGCCGUUCAAGUUCUCCAUCCUGGAGAUCUGCGACCGCAUCAAAGAGGAAUUCCAGUUCCUGCAGGCGCAGUACCACAGCCUCAAGCUGGAGUGUGAGAAGCUGGCCAGCGAGAAGACGGAGAUGCAGCGGCAUUAUGUCAUGUACUAUGAGAUGUCCUACGGCCUCAACAUCGAGAUGCACAAACAGGCCGAGAUCGUGAAGCGGCUCAGUGGCAUCUGCGCCCAGAUCAUCCCAUUCCUGACCCAGGAGCACCAGCAGCAGGUGCUCCAGGCCGUGGAGCGCGCCAAGCAGGUGACCGUGGGGGAGCUGAACAGCCUCAUCGGGCAGCAGCUCCAGCCGCUGCCUCACCACGCGCCCCCUGUGCCCCUCACGCCACGCCCCGCCGGGCUGGUGGGCGGCAGUGCCACGGGGCUGCUGGCCCUGUCGGGAGCCCUGGCCGCGCAGGCCCAGUUGGCGGCUGCUAAGGAGGACCGCGUGGGCGUGGAGGCCGAGGCGUCCAGAGCGGAGAGAGGCCCCAGCAGGAGUGCGUCCCCCUCGUCCCCCGAGAGUCUGGUGGAGGAAGAGCGGCCCGGGGGCCCCGGGAAGCAGCCAGUGGAGGACAAGGAGGUGCCCGGACCUUAUGAGAGCGAAGAAGACAAGAGCGACUACAACCUGGUGGUGGACGAGGACCAACCUUCCGAGCCCCCCAGCCCGGCCACCACCCCCUGUGGAAAGGUGCCCCUGUGCGUCCCUGCCCGCCGGGACCUCGUGGACAGUCCAGCCUCCUUGGCCUCCAGCCUCGGCUCACCGCUCCCCAGAGCCAAAGAGCUUGUCCUGACCGAUCUUCCCGCCGGCACACCCGCUUCCAAGUCCUCGGACUCCUCCCCGCCCCAGGACGCGUCCACCCCCGGGCCCAGCUCGGCCGGUCACCUGUGCCAGCUGGCGGCCAAGCCCACGCCUUCCACGGACAGCAUCGCCCUGAGGAGCCCCCUGGCGCUGUCCGGCCCCUUCAGCACCUCCUUCAGCCUCAACGGGGACCUCUCAGUGCCCGGCUCCUACGUCAGCCUGCACCUGUCGCCGCAGGUCAGCAGCUCUGUGGUCUACGGCCGCUCCCCCAUGAUGGCCUUUGAGUCGCACCCCCAUCUCCGAGGCUCGUCCAUCUCCUCGUCCCUGCCCAGCAUCCCCGGGGGAAAGCCGGCCUACUCCUUCCACGUGUCUGCGGACGGACAGAUGCUGCCCGUGCCCUUUCCGUCUGACGCGCUGGUGGGCGCCGGCAUCCCGCGGCACGCCCGGCAGGUGCACACGCUGGCCCACGGCGAGGUGGUGUGCGCCGUCACCAUCAGCGGCUCCACGCAGCACGUGUACACGGGCGGCAAGGGCUGCGUGAAGGUCUGGGACGUGGGCCAGCCCGGCGCCAAGACGCCCGUGGCGCAGCUGGACUGCCUGAACCGGGACAACUACAUUCGCUCCUGCAAGCUGCUGCCGGACGGCCGGAGUCUGAUCGUGGGCGGCGAGGCCAGCACCUUGUCCAUCUGGGACCUGGCGGCGCCCACGCCCCGCAUCAAGGCCGAGCUGACGUCCUCGGCGCCCGCGUGCUACGCCCUGGCCGUCAGCCCCGACGCCAAGGUCUGCUUCUCCUGCUGUAGCGACGGCAACAUCGUGGUCUGGGACCUGCAGAACCAGACCAUGGUCAGGCAGUUCCAGGGCCACACGGACGGCGCCAGCUGCAUCGACAUUUCCGACUACGGCACGCGGCUCUGGACCGGUGGCCUGGACAACACGGUGCGCUGCUGGGACCUGCGGGAGGGCCGCCAGCUACAGCAGCACGACUUCAGCUCCCAGAUCUUCUCUCUGGGCCACUGUCCCAACCAGGACUGGCUGGCCGUGGGCAUGGAGAGCAGCAACGUCGAGGUCCUGCACGUGCGCAAGCCCGAGAAGUACCAGCUGCACCUGCACGAGAGCUGCGUGCUGUCGCUCAAGUUCGCGUCCUGCGGACGCUGGUUCGUGAGCACCGGCAAGGACAACCUGCUGAACGCCUGGCGGACGCCCUACGGAGCCAGCAUCUUCCAGUCCAAGGAGUCGUCCUCCGUCCUGAGCUGCGACAUCUCCCGGAACAACAAGUACAUUGUGACGGGCUCCGGCGACAAGAAGGCCACCGUCUACGAGGUGGUCUACUGACCCCUCCCCUCCCGGCCGCAGAGACCCCGGAAUAAACGUAUUUAUCUCAA
Messenger RNA from Lepus europaeus (European hare), 2312 nucleotides. It is a transcript of the gene TLE2, whose product is annotated as TLE family member 2, transcriptional corepressor. Gene Ontology annotation, cellular component: nucleus; transcription regulator complex. Bases 226 to 2262 code for a protein of 678 amino acids. Gene Ontology annotation, molecular function: protein binding; transcription corepressor activity. Lineage: Eukaryota; Metazoa; Chordata; Mammalia; Lagomorpha; Leporidae. The record is from RefSeq and is a predicted model, not a curated record. Gene Ontology annotation, biological process: regulation of DNA-templated transcription; negative regulation of canonical Wnt signaling pathway. The transcript has 20 exons.